Molecule: messenger RNA, 2394 nt
Organism: Anoplopoma fimbria (sablefish)
Lineage: Eukaryota; Metazoa; Chordata; Actinopteri; Perciformes; Anoplopomatidae
Product: zinc finger transcription factor Trps1-like
Exons: 4
Coding region: 1-1992 (663 amino acids)
Biological process (GO): regulation of transcription by RNA polymerase II
Cellular component (GO): nucleus
Molecular function (GO): DNA-binding transcription factor activity; RNA polymerase II transcription regulatory region sequence-specific DNA binding; zinc ion binding
Source: RefSeq, a predicted model, not a curated record
AUGGUUUACCUGGGAGACACCAAGUCCUUUUUGGGAGAUACCAAGUCCUUUUUGGGAGAUGCCAGGCUGUACGGAGGAGGGAGGCCAGGAGGAGCUGCUGCAGGUGGAGGUGGAGGCGGAGGCGGAGGGGAGAAACAGAGCCGGAUGCCCCAGCACUGGCAGCCUGAAACAGAUGGAAGUGCUGGUAGUGGCUCCAUCUGUAGCUCUGAGAAUACAGACAUCAUGAUUGAAGUGCUGCGCUCUUUUCGGCGCAGAGGCAGCGGGGUCUUCUGUGCAAACUGUCUGACCACCAAGACGUCGUUGUGGAGGAAGAACUCCAAUGGAGGCUACGUCUGCAACGCAUGUGGUUUAUACCAAAAACUACAUUCGACACCAAGACCUCUAAACAUCAUCAAGCAGAACAACGGUGAACAGAUUAUCCGCCGCCGGACCCGAAAACGCAUCAACCCUGAUUCGCUGUCAUCCGAGACCCCCGCCCCCAAACAACAGCGCAUCGCCAGCGAGGAGCGUGUGAACGGGGAGGAGUCCGACAGAAGUUUUGCGUCAAUCAAAAACCAGCAGCCUUCGCCUCGCUCGCGCUCCCCCCGAUCCACUCAAGCCUUCCUAGCCAACCAAACAUUGGAGAUCCACCGACGAAUGCCUCCUCUGCUCCUCCCCUCGCAUACCCCCUCCUCUUUGGUAGCUGAGGGCAACGGGGGCGUUGCUGAGGGAGGGAUGAUAUCGAAAGGAGAGGGAGGUAAAGGAGGAGGGGGAUCAGAAAGAGGCAGUCCGAUCGAAAAGUACAUGCGUCCGUCCAAACCGUCUAGUUAUUCGCCUCCUGGUUCACCCAUUGAGAAGUACCAGUACCCUCUUUUCUCCUUACCCCUACCAUUAACCCUCUCGCCUGAUUUGACCCCUGAGUCGGAUUGGCUCAGAUUCUGGACCAAGUAUAAGAUGGCAGCCGCCUCUGGGGUCCCUGGUAGCCUCAGUAAUCUCAGCAGCCCUGGUGGCCUCGGAAAUAACGCUCUUUAUCUCGGUGCAAUGGUGGCUCCAGGACAGCAUCAUCAGCAAAGCUACACGGUGCCUUACUGCGCCUCUCCUUACUCUCCUCUUCCCCCUCCUCCAGCCCCUCCUCACUAUCCUCCUCCUCCUCCUCCUGUUCAUUCCCAAACCUCAUCACCGUCACUAGAAAAUGAUGCUCCAUUGGAUCUCGCAAUAAGACAAAGAGAUACAAGUGCUGCAAAUGCACACAUGUCAACAAACGGGGCAGAGAGGAGACGGCAAGAGUCUCCACUCGCUGAGAGGUUGAGAGAGAACUGGAAAGGAGAGAAAGAAGAGGAGGAUGAGGAGAGGAUGGAUGAAGGAGGGAGCUCAAAGGAGGAGGUAGGAAGCGAAGAAAAGGAUCAUUUGACGAAAUGUCGGCCAAGUGUCCCAUCGAAUCGCGCAAUGGUGGAUGUGGCCACGCAGGACGACCUCACCAACCGCUGCAUCCACUGUGGGAUCUACUUCCUGGACGAGGUCAUGUAUGCCCUGCACAUGAGUUGCCACGGCGACCAGGAACCGUACCAAUGCAGUUUUUGUCUCCACGUGUGUGCGGAUCGCUAUGAUUUCACCACCCACAUACAAAGGGGCUUACACAGGUACUCGGACAAAACGCCACACAAGAGGGGUCACGAGCAAGAUGACCUCACCCCAAACGUCACGGUGAUGUCGGAGCAACAAGAUGUGACGCCGGAGGAAAACGAGAAAGGUGAUCAAAGUGAGAUCCCAGAUGAAAGCAGCGAUGUCGUCGGAGUUUGUCAUGAAAACCAAGAAAAGGAAACUACAGGCAACGAUGCCACUGACAAUGAAACAGAAGUUGAAAAGGUGGUAGGAGGAGAGGGUCAUGACAUCACAGACCAGGUUUUGGGAGAUGAGAUGGUGUCAGAUAGUGAUGAUGUCGUCACAAAAUCCACGGAGGUGUCGACUGUUGCUGAAUCGGAAAACGUAGAUGAGAACACAGAGAGUAAUUAAUCCGAUGCCUUUAGACUCACACAAACCUUUAAGAACGUGUUUUUAUCUAAUGAAUAAGCUGUCUGCCUCCACGUUCCUGGAGGCUGGCUCAUGUCACAGUGGGCACUAAAUGGAACACAUUCUUAUGCUGGAAGCACUCGGCUGUCAAAUGGUCAAAAAUCAUUGUAGGAUCCCGCUCAACUGCUGCAGGGACAGUUGGGAGAAAUAGCCCGAAUCCUGCGUUGAGUGACAGCCACGUGGCGAGAAUUUAACGACGGCGUCCGGGGAAAUGCAGCUGAAUUCACCUUUAACAAACAGCCACUUCAUGUGCUCUCCCAAAAUAAGAGGAAAGCUGAAACUGAAAGUUGGACUGCUCUCAUUUAGGAUGAGUUUGAGGAGCUCAGCACUUGCACAGCCAUCAUA